AUGGCGGUGGCUCUGGAAGAAGUGUGGGGGCGGGUGAAGAAUGUCUGCAAGCAGAACGGACUGCUCAUCCUGUCUGUAUUGGCCGUGGUCAUUGGCUGCCUGCUGGGCUUCUUCCUCAGAGGCAAGCAGCUCUCCGAGCAGGAGGUGAAAUACUUCCAGUUUCCCGGAGAGUUGCUGAUGAGGAUGUUGAAAAUGUUAAUUUUGCCCCUUGUCGUAUCCAGUUUGAUGUCAGGUCUAGCUGCCCUGGACGCCAAGUGCUCCAGUCGCCUAGGCAUCAUGACCAUCUCCUACUACCUCUGGACUACCUUUGUUGCUGUGGUAGUGGGCAUUGUCAUGGUAUACAUCAUCCACCCGGGUGGAGCUGCUCAGAAGGAGGACUCUGAGGACAGCAAGAAGCCAAUGACCAGCUCAGCUGACGCUCUGCUGGAUCUCAUCCGUAACAUGUUUCCAGCCAACCUGGUUCAAGCUACUUUUCAACAGUAUCGAACCCAGAGAGUUCCCGAACUCAUCCCAAAACCAACGUUGGCUCAGCUCCUAGAUGAGACCACCACGCGUAGGAUCUACAUCUAUGGCAUUCAGGAUGACAAUGGCACAGAUGUCCAGAACUUCUCCCUGGAUCUCACGCCGCCCCCCGAUGUCAUUAUGAAAACAUCGCCUGGUACCAGUGAAGGCAUGAAUGUGCUGGGGAUUGUUAUAUUUUCUGCUACUAUGGGAAUAAUGUUGGGCAGAAUGGGACCCAAUGGAAGCGCUUUGGUCAACUUCUGCCAGAGUUUGAAUGAGGCAGUUUUGAAGAUUGUUGCUAUCGUCAUCUGGUAUUUCCCCUUUGGAAUCGUGUUUCUGGUGGCCGGUAAGAUCUUGGAAAUGGAUGACCCUUCAGCCAUGGGGAAGAAGCUGGGUUUUUACGCCAUCACGGUGGUGAUGGGCUUGGUGCUGCAUGGCCUGUUCAUCCUCCCUGCUAUGUACUUCUUCAUCACUAAGAAGAGCCCCAUCGUCUACAUCAGAGGCAUUCUGCAGGCCCUCCUCAUCUCCUUGGCCACCUCCUCCAGCUCUGCCACUCUGCCUAUCACCUUCAAGUGCCUGCUUGAGAACAAUCACAUCGACAGGCGCAUCAUCCGCUUCGUGCUGCCUGUCGGUGCCACCAUCAAUAUGGACGGCACCGCGCUAUACGAAGCCGUGGCAGCCAUCUUCAUCGCCCAAGUGAAUAAUUAUGAGCUAGACUUUGGACAGAUCAUCACGAUCAGCAUCACUGCCACUGCAGCCAGUAUCGGUGCAGCUGGAAUCCCACAGGCUGGACUUGUAACCAUGGUGAUCGUGCUGACCUCUGUUGGUCUGCCCACUGAUGACAUCACUCUCAUCAUUGCUGUUGAUUGGGCUUUGGAUCGAUUCAGGACCAUGGUCAAUGUGAUGGGUGACGCCCUAGCCACAGGCAUUAUGGCUCAUAUCUGCAGAAAAGAUUUUGUCAAAGAAGGGGAGCAGGUGCCUCUGAUCUGUGAAACUAAGCCCAUGAUAAGCAUUCAGCAGAUGAUGACCUACCAGAACCAGAAGAACGGCUGCUAUCAGCCGCCUCCGCCAGGCAGCAAGCAUGAUCACCUCUCCCCGGACGUGGCUCGCCUGAUCCAGCUGGAGGAAGGGAUCCGGCCGAUAGAGAAGAAGAAACAUGGUCAUUCCUCUCACCACAAGAGAGAGCACAGGGACAAGGACCACUGUUCUGUUGAUAUGAAUGGGCUGGAGACUAACGUAUAAAAGCAGUUGCCGUACCAACAGCAACUGGCUCAUCUACAGCUAUAGGACCAGCAGGAGAGGAAACAAAUUAAAGAACGAGGUGACUAAGUUCACACACUUUUCUCCUCCAAGAAAAAGAGCCGCCCAGAGGGGAUGAAUGCAAGUGAAAAAAGAAACGAUUUUUUUCUACAUAACAUAAAUAAUGACCCGCAUUCAAUUGUGCAUGUUUGUGUGUGUGUGAGUGUGUGUGUGUGUCUGUACAUAUUUAUCAGAGAUGUUUUAUUUGUGCUGCUCUAACUGACAGACAUUUCAAACCGGGGAACGGAUCCUGUCUGAGGUUUCACUAACAGCCAUUCUCAAAGGAGCAGAAAAAAAUGCAAUAGCUAAUAUCAGAUAUAAUUUAAUGGUCUUAUCUCUCUGUGGACUGGAGAAAAAAAACACAUCUACUCACAUCUCUCUUUAUUCAUGAUGAUCUGGGUUGGUAUAAUUCUAGCAUAAUAAUGGUUGGAGAUUUUGUAUAUUUAUUUUCUUUUUUUUUUUCCUGUUCUCUAUCAUGAAACUCAGGCAGAGCGUUGCCUGUUUGGAACAUAUUUUCCAGUAGAUUCACUCACUCAAAUGCGCACAACACAGAGACAAUGAGCUAUAACAAGAAACCUUAAUUUUAACACAGUUUGGUUCACAUUCAGGAGAGAAAUGUCUCUUUUCUGUCUCUCUUUGGCGUAAAACAAGAACGUAUUAUUUCCAAUGAUGAGCAACACCUUUCCCUACAUUUCUCUGCCUUGUUGUCCUGAGUCUAGUGGGUACUCUGCCUCAUACCUGCAGUACUGUACGGUCACUGCAAGAACCAAGGUAAGAAGAUGACAUAGGUCAUUAUGAAAAUGAAGACGAGUGUUUGCCCUUGUGUUGAAGUUAUUUCACGUUGUCUUUGCACCCCACUGUAAUUCCCUCUUUGCCUUAAACGACCAAAGGAGAAGCAUACGGGACGAGCGCGUUACGGACGAACGCAGCAACAGCAACAACACAAGCUGACAAUCACAAGUCAUACUCUGAACUCUGUCCAUAUGUAUGUGAUAUAUGCUGUAUAUGUAUGUAUUUUAAAAGUUAAACAAAUGUAGAUUUUACUACCACGUCAGUAUGUUUCAA
Larimichthys crocea (large yellow croaker) is the source of this 2865-nucleotide messenger RNA. RefSeq names its product solute carrier family 1 member 7a (gene slc1a7a). The coding region runs from base 1 to 1743 and encodes 580 amino acids. Gene Ontology annotation, molecular function: neutral L-amino acid transmembrane transporter activity; L-glutamate transmembrane transporter activity; glutamate:sodium symporter activity. The transcript is spliced from 11 exons. Gene Ontology annotation, cellular component: plasma membrane. Gene Ontology annotation, biological process: L-glutamate transmembrane transport. The record is from RefSeq and is a predicted model, not a curated record. NCBI's taxonomy places the organism in Eukaryota, Metazoa, Chordata, Actinopteri, Sciaenidae.